Molecule: messenger RNA, 1001 nt
Organism: Haliotis rubra (blacklip abalone)
Lineage: Eukaryota; Metazoa; Mollusca; Gastropoda; Lepetellida; Haliotidae
Product: transmembrane protein 17-like
Exons: 4
Coding region: 48-674 (208 amino acids)
Biological process (GO): non-motile cilium assembly
Cellular component (GO): ciliary transition zone
Source: RefSeq, a predicted model, not a curated record
GGUCGGUGCUUGUUUACAUCACGUGACAUUCCAGCGGGCCUGCCAAAAUGGACAGGAUGGAUGCAACGUUUCGGCGAACGAUGACAAACGUCACAGACGUUUUGUUUCCUGUCAGUAAGACAGCACGUGAUCCACAAAGACAACAGAUAAUUAAACCAGGUAACGAGUAUGUAACCAAUCUUCCCCUGCAGAUGGCGCUGUUCUUUAAUGCCUGCUACUCCCCAUUGUGGAUGAUUACAAGUGCUGUUGUCAUUGAAGCCAAGUUUGCAUACCUCAACAUGUUAUAUCAAGAAGAUCAUUCUUUUUUUUCAUUUCAGUUUGCAGUACCUCAACUUGCCUACAGCAUCAUAGAGGUAGUCAGACUGUAUCUUGGCUACGUGGGCAACCUCAUGGAACGGGUUCCCGAGCUGGCUGGCUUCUGGCUGUUGACGGUGUUGCUGCAGCUGCCACUCAUUCUGUUGAUGACCUUCAAUGAAGAUGCCAAGGUAGUUCCCCUGGAGCGUGCCAUGAACAUAGUGAAGGCGUUGUUCAUUGUGUUUGAGGUGAUUUGUGGCUACAUUGCCAUCAGGAUCAUGGUGAACUAUCAAGUCACAAAGUUCCAUCUUCAACAGUUCACUGACCUGGAGCAGAUAGACGAUCCUUACUACCAGCAUGAUGAUGGAUAUGUCAUGUGAUCUGGCAGUGGAUUUGUCUUGUCAUGUGAUAUGCAAACUGAUAUGUCUUGUCAUGUGAUAUGCAAACUGAUGUCAUGUGAUUGGUCAGUGGACAGGUCAUGUGAUCUGGUAAGCCUGUAUUUCCUGUGAUAUGCCAACAGAUUCGUUACGUGAUCUGACAGUGGUCAUGUCAUGUGAUCAUGUCAGUAAGAAAAGUCAUGUGAUACGCACACAAGUAUGUCUGCAAGAGACGUGUCAUAUCGCAGGGUGAUAUUUAUAAUGUAAUGCGUUGAGAGAUACAUCUUCGGUCAUUUUCAUAACAACCAACAUGUUUAUUCUUCAUUACUG